Molecule: messenger RNA, 1526 nt
Organism: Trichogramma pretiosum
Lineage: Eukaryota; Metazoa; Arthropoda; Insecta; Hymenoptera; Trichogrammatidae
Product: ankyrin repeat, SAM and basic leucine zipper domain-containing protein 1-like
Exons: 1
Coding region: 132-1475 (447 amino acids)
Cellular component (GO): nucleus; cytoplasm
Molecular function (GO): protein binding
Source: RefSeq, a predicted model, not a curated record
UGUUCAAAGCAGACUUUCAAACAAAGGGCCAAACCUGAUCAACCCAUUUGCUCCCGACACGUGCCUGUGAAAUUGAUUUUCGAAUUUAGUUAUAAAAAUUUUGAGGAAUAAAGCUUGAUUAUUCACAAAAGAUGUUUGAUUACCGCAGGGAAUUUUUAUCAAAUGAUACAAAAAUAGAACACAAUGGACAUCUUGAUCAUUCAUUCAUUUCAAAUGCUUGUAAGAAUAAUGACCUUGGUACUAUCAAGGAGUGUUUACAAAGUGGACAGAAAAUUAAUAGUUUUUUACAAGACGGAUGGACAUUGCUCAUUCAUGCAUGCAUGGAAGCUAGUUCAGAUAUUGUCAAGUAUUUGAUAGAUUCAGGAGCUGACACUAAUUUGGAUGACGAUGCUUUUACACCAUUGAUGGCCCUUUGCAAAGCUCGGGGAGCAGAAAUUUAUGAAGAACGUCUCAAAUGUUUAAACUAUCUUAUAAAAGCAAAUGCUAAUGUUAAUGCUACUGAUAAAUGCAGAUUAACAUGUCUCAUGUAUGCAUGCAAUGAAUUUCAAGACAAAGAUCUUGAUUUUGUUAAGGAAAUUAUAAAAUGGACUGAAAACAUAAAUGCAAUGGACAACGAGAACCAAACUGUAUUACAUUUUGCUGUCAAAGCCAACAACCUUGAAUUAGUGGAACUUCUUAUUCACAAUGGUGCCGACAUUGCUUUGAGAACUCGACGCAAUGAUCUCCCUUAUGAUAUUGCUAUGUGCAAGGGGUUCAACCAAUUAUUACCAAUACUAGAUAUUCAAGACAAAAUUGAAGAAAUUAUUGAAGUUAUUCACUAUCUUUCUUGGGUUGAUAUGUUCAAUGACAAAAAAAUUGAUUCAAAUAGCAUAGAUUCUGAUGUUGAUAAUAUCUUAUAUGGAAUGAGUCUAGAACAUUAUAAGAAGUGUUUUAAAGGUAUGCAAUUGAAAGAAUUUUUGUUAUUGGAUCAAAAUAAAUUACAACAAUUAGGAAUGGAUAUUAGUGUACAUAGACAAAAAUUUUGGGAUAACUUAUGGAGAAUUCAUAGCAGAAGAUGGAAUUACCAAAUGAUGAUAAUUGACCCAAAAAAAUCAUACACAGCGUUCAAUGUAUUGUUAAUUUUGGGAAAUAUAAAAAAACAAUUAUCAAUCAUCAACUCAGACUUAAUCUAUGGUGAAAAAUAUUUCAACAGUGUGGAGUUCAAAGGAAAAUUUGAACACAAGGAGCAAUUGAUUAGUACAUUUCUUGAAAUGAAACUUAAAGUUCAACACAUAUACAGACUGACAAAGCAGAUUAAUAGUUUAGAAAACAAGAAAAACGCUCAGUUAACAAAUCAUCCUUUAUACAUUGGUGAUAAUAAUUAUAAAAGUCAAAAAGGAAAAAAUUAUCGUUGGUUUUUCUUAUUACUGCCUUUAGUUGGUAGUAUUUAUAUUUCAAAUUAUAUUAUGAAACCAAACCUUUUUGGCAUUAACUAGAUUUUAUAGUAAUCUAUGAAAAUAGCACCCUUAUUAUUCUAUUUUCAUUCA